Humulus lupulus (European hop) is the source of this 2044-nucleotide messenger RNA. RefSeq names its product nucleolar GTP-binding protein 1. Bases 213 to 1625 code for a protein of 470 amino acids. The record is from RefSeq and is a predicted model, not a curated record. The transcript is spliced from 15 exons. Gene Ontology annotation, biological process: ribosomal large subunit biogenesis. Lineage: Eukaryota; Viridiplantae; Streptophyta; Magnoliopsida; Rosales; Cannabaceae. Gene Ontology annotation, cellular component: nucleolus. Gene Ontology annotation, molecular function: RNA binding; GTP binding; GTPase activity.
UGUGCCGUCUGCAAAUAUUACUGAAGAGGAGACGACUCGGUGGCUGCACUCAGUCAAGAGAAGCGAGUCUGUUAUCCGUACCAAACUCGCCAUUCCAAGUUUCCCAUCUGCUAAUACAUAAAGCAGAGCCUUAAACCAUUAAACCCUUAAACCUCCUUCCUUAGUUUCUUCUUCAAAUAAUCUCAGCAGCUGAAGAGAGAAAGACAGAGAAAAUGAACAGGACUUCCAGUCUCAUUCAACUCUGGCAAACUCCCCCAACCAGAAUACUUUUCAGAAGCUCAAAACUCUUCCAAGGGUUAUAUGUGAUACCUCGUGUCAAAUUUUAUCCACCACCAUGCUCAUGCAAGAACAUACAAACUACCUCAUACGAAGAUGUCAAUGGUAAAGCAAGCUAUGUACCCACAAUCAAAAUUAAAAAAGAAAUGGAAGAAAAGGAAAAAUUACCAGAGAAGCUUGAAACAGUUGGUGCAUUUCAAAAGCUGCCCAUGGUGAUGCCAUCCUUUGAUAUUCUUUACUCAGCAAUAAAGAAGGCCAAGAGAGUUUCUCCAACUAAGGGCAUUGCCAACAUUGCAAAGCGAGAGAGAAAUAGAGGUGCAAAGCAGCUUGAUGCGCUGAUGAAAGAAUUGGCAGUUCCUUUGAGGACUUACAUGGAGAGUUUUCCAAAGAGACAUACUCUUCAUCCUUAUGAGCGAUCUCUUAUUGAAUUGACUCUUGGAGAUGGAAAUUAUGAAGAGGUAUUGGGCAAUGUGGACUCUCUGAGGAAGAGGGUGGUCUCCGUUGCAAAGGAACAUGCAUCUCUUUGUGCUAAGUCAGUUACUAAGCGAGAAGCAGAAGAUCGACUAGUUGAGGGUAUGAAGAAAGUUGAAGAGACAUUUAAUCACAAAGGGAAAGCUGUUGAUGAUUUGUUAAACAUUGCCAAGACUUUGCGAGCAAUGCCAGUGGUUGAUCUUGAAACACCAACACUUUGUCUUGUUGGUGCUCCAAAUGUGGGAAAGUCUUCCCUGGUUCGUGUGCUCUCUACAGGGAAACCUGAGAUUUGCAACUACCCUUUUACAACCAGAGGAAUACUAAUGGGCCAUAUUGUUUCAAACUACAAUCAUUUUCAGGUAACGGAUACUCCUGGUUUGCUAAGGAGAUGUGAUGAGGACAGGAAUAAUUUAGAAAAGUUAACCCUUGCUGUUCUCUCUCAUCUUCCAACUGCAGUACUUUAUGUUCAUGAUCUCUCUGGAGAAUGUGGAACCUCUCCCUCCGAUCAGUUUAUCAUAUACAAAGAAAUAAAAGAGAGGUUUUGUGAUCAUCUGUGGCUCGAUGUUGUAUCCAAGUGCGAUCUGUUACAAGAUUCCCCUGUGGUCUUUGUCACAGAAAAUGCUGACGAAGAUGGUCUUGAGCUAGCAAAGUACCGCAAAAUGGGACCAGAUGGGGCUUUACACGUAUCAAUUACAGACGAAGUAGCGCUGAGCAAGUUGAAGGAUAAAGUGCAUGAGAUGCUCAGUCUUCAGAUGGCCAGAAUCCAAGCUGAAAAAGGAAGUAUGAUUUGUCAGACAAAUUUGAACCCUGCAGGCAGUGCGACAGAUGAACCAGUUCAAGUUCUUCAGCUGGCUCAUUUAAAGAAAUGGACUUCUUAAUAUCUCACUAGCAUGUAAAUUCUUGCAAAUGCAAGCCACCGCCCUCGUCAUACUUAAUCGUUGACUCGUCAUUCAGGCAGUAAAUUUGCAGAGAAGACGAGAGCUGGAAUAUAGGAUUAAACACAGGAUUAGCUCAUGUACUAUAACUUUUUGUACAUUAGAAACUUUUCUUUCUGGAAUAACUUUAGAAGCAUAAGGCAGAUUUAUGCAACUCAUUUGAAGAAAGUCAAGUUCUACUCCAUAAGCGGUCUGGUCAUUCUAUGUAAAUGUUUUUGUUUGUUUCUUUUCUUGUCUUUCAUAUUUUUUUAGCUCAGAAUCAGUCUUUUCAAUCAAGAACUUAUUUUCCUUUGAUAUUUGCUUUGAGUUGUAUUGAUUAAUAACAAUUUCACAUAAAGAGUUAAGACAUUUUUGUUGCACCA